GUGAGUUUUCUUGCAGCACACCUCGGGAUUACCUCAGGUUUCACAAUGUUUCGGAAUCCCCCAAUUUCAUCUUGGUAUCUGCUUUAUUCGACCAGCAUCUUGCGUUUGCUGAAAACAUACGUCAUCGUUGUAAUGCUCACCGACGGCUGUUCCUCCCAACAACUCGAGGAAAGCACGCCUCCCCCGGAGUUCCAAGAGCCGGGUUGUGAGUUCCAGGGUGUGUUCUACGAUGUUGGUAGCUUGGUGGAAGGAUACGACCCGUGCAGGGAGCAGUGCGAGUGUCGCCUCCAAGAUGGGGAGUCCGUAGGCGGCCAGCCUGAUAUCGUCUGCCCCGUGGCCAGGGUCUGCCAGAACCGCCCCGAUGAAUGCCCCGUCGGUGCUUCCACACUCUGGACAUUUUGCAAGUGCCCGUUUUGUUACAAAGACCCGUUAAUUAUACACACAUACACCACGCCUCCGACUUAUAACUACCAGUACCAUCCUGUUGCCCUGGCAACCCACCGCAUCACCGUCCACAUCGAGGCGACCAACGACGCCUAUCUCGCCUUCUCAGCCGAGCCGCGAGAUCUCCCGAACAUGUACGAGAUUGUGCUGGGCGGCUGGCAGAACAAGUACAGCGUGUUGCGGCGGUGCAAGCAGUGCCGGGUCCUCGCGUGGGCCACGACCAACGACAUCCUCCCUAACAAGAACGCUCAGUCCUUCUGGGUGCGCUUCGAUGAGGGCGUGGUUGCGGUCGGCCUGACGGGUUUCCCGUCCUUUCUCCAGUAUCAUGACCCGGACCCGCUCCCCGUGCGUUACGUUGGGUUCGCAACCAGACUAGGAAGCGCGGGAAAUUUCCGCUUGUUUGAUUUAGACGCGAUUGAACACAUCACAGUCAACUUUGAGCCUAGUGGGGAUUUUACUGGCUGCAUGGCCGCAGUGUCGGUGGACACAACGCCUCUGAUCGCGAUGUCGGAACCCAUGCCGUCAAACUUUGUUUUCCUGUACGUCAGUUCCGACACCGACGUCGUCAUUUCGAUAUCAAACGACAAGGACCCGAGUGUUUCCGAAUCCUACCGAAUCAUCAUCGGACACGGCACUGGUGUCCGCUCGUCCAUAUUGAAAUGCGGCGCAGGGGACCAGCCGCGGUGCGACGAGGUCUUCUUCGCCGAAACGUUCGAAGUGCUCGGCCAGGAUCGCCUGUACGGAUUUUGGCUCGAUGUUGGCGGGUCAACGGAGGGCGCUAUUUCAUUUGGCCGGGAGGGACAUCCUGCUUUUCUGAGCUUUCAUCCUGAAAUAAAUUUACUGCAGGAAAUAUUUUAUUUAGCUUUCUCUGUCCGCAGUGUUGGUUCGGCAAAAAUCAUUGUUUGUUAAUUAAAGCACGUGGAAGGAUAUGUGGUUGUUUCUUUUGUGAUUCAGAGUUAUGAUGAAAAUAGUAACUAAAGCCCGCACAUGCCGGCAAAAAGAAACAGUUAGGGCCUACUGGAUUUAUUUUACAGGGAAGUGUUGCUCUGAAUUUUUAUGAAGCAAAUUACUACGAAAGUCAUUUUUGUUUUGCAAUGAGUUUAUGGUGUAAAUUGUGUCGAAUGAAAUGUUUUCUCUCAUACCAGAUCACCAGAUCCACUGGUAUAACAAUAUGGUAUACUUGCCUAGGGAAAUAGAAAUACUCAUAAAACCUAUAAGUUGUUCGUUAUUCUGAACUGAGAAAAAAAAUGAAAUUAUUAAUUUUUUUCGGUUCUAGCUUUGAAUAUCAUUCUUCCCAGCUAUUCGUUAAAUUCAACACCUUAUCUGUUUAAUGAUUUCUAUAUAAACUGCCUUUAAAUAUAAAAUCAUUCUACAAGGGACGCUGAUAAUCAUAAUUACGACACCAGGUCAUCGUAUAAACUUUCAGGAAUUUUGCUAUUUUAAAGGGUUUUUCUUUUUGCCCAUGGGAUUAUGUGUUAUAGUGUUAGUCUGUUUGUUUGUGUUUUUGCAAAAUAGGGUUUUUAGUCAUGCUAUGGGAGAGCUACUUGACAGUGAUUUAGUUCACUUUUUAGCAAUCCCGCAGGGGCGUGCAAUUAUCUUGGUGUAAGGGUCUUAGUCUUUUUAUGGUUUAAUGUGUAUUUCUUUAAACUUAUGUCUUUUACUGUCUGUAAUAUUAUUAUUAUUUUUGUUUUACCUAUUGUAAAUUUGACCUGUGAAAUAAAAAUGAAAUGAAUGAAAUGAAACUUAAAGCUAGAACAUCCCUACACCUCUCAACCGUUAGACACCAGGGACCCAUCCUUUUAAACAAAAUUCGAUCUUCCUGCCCAACGCCUUCAAUGAGAGCAUGUAAAAGGUUUAAUACUUCUCACUGCUGUUAAUGGUCAAUUUGAUACAAGUUAUUACUCUAACUGCCAAAUAAAGACAUCUAAUAACACAUUGUAAGUUGAGGAUGGUAAUUUAGUAUAUGCCAUGUAAUUUGCUAAUUUUAAUUUAUUAGGUCAUAAUGAAUUUAAU
This is a messenger RNA of Patiria miniata (bat star), 2457 nucleotides long. RefSeq lists its product as uncharacterized. NCBI's taxonomy places the organism in Eukaryota, Metazoa, Echinodermata, Asteroidea, Valvatida, Asterinidae. The record is from RefSeq and is a predicted model, not a curated record. The transcript has 6 exons. The coding region runs from base 46 to 1353 and encodes 435 amino acids.